Molecule: messenger RNA, 855 nt
Organism: Homarus americanus (American lobster)
Lineage: Eukaryota; Metazoa; Arthropoda; Malacostraca; Decapoda; Nephropidae
Exons: 3
Coding region: 91-702 (203 amino acids)
Source: RefSeq, a predicted model, not a curated record
CAGACCCUCUCCGCCGCCGCUUCUAUCCGCUGCUGCUGUCUGGUCUCGUGUCUCGUGGAUAUAUAACUGGUCUGGCCUCGUAUAGAGAAGAUGCGACUUGGGGUGACAGUAUGUGUGGUGGCCGCCCUCCUUACUGUAGCUGACGGUCUAGUGGGUCCAAACAGCGGUGUACCGGGAGGUAUUAUCGCCUACCUGUGGGUAAUUGCAAAGGUCGCUCUCUCAGUUGUGUUACUCAAGAAAGGUUUGGAGGACAAGAAAUAUGAUAAUUACGAGAGACGGUCACACCAUACACCACCACUACCCUACCUGGUGCCCUCUCUCCCAGGCCGUUCUUCACCUUCUGCGUACCCAAACACCCGUAGGAACCACAAGAGAGCUAUAGAGGAGGAGAUGAUAACGAGGGAGAUGGAGGAGAUGGUGAUGAAAGAGGUGAAGGAGGUGGAGAAACUGUUGCUGUCAGCCGCCACUCACCUGGACACUGACGGCUGUGUGCUGAAGCUCCUGUGUCACCUGAACAACAAACAGGUAGAUGGACUCUCUCAGGAAGAAGCUGUUCUCCUUAAGCUGUUCCACAAUACUUCAACCCACAAGACCCAAGACCAAGCCACGUGUGACCAGAUGUUCCCGCAGUGUGUCCUGAAGGAGGUGGAACUGAGUAGUCUACAGCAGGAGACUUGGGGCUGUGGGACCUUUUCUGUCUAGCGCGCGCGUGUGUGGUCAUUCCUGAUAAUAACAUCCAUCACAAACACUUCAUCUUAUUGUAACUUUAUCUCACAUGGCCUUCCAUAUUGUUCUACAUCAUCAUCAUCAUCAUCAUCACUGUAUAAACUAUAUAAACUAAUUGGUUAAAGGAUA